AUGAGGCACAAUCGUAACUCACAAGGCGCCGAUUCGCCUCUGCGCAGCCGAAGUGUAGCUGCAGGAGAUGAAACUCCCGCUGCACCAAAGACAGUGUCUUGGGAGGUGGAUGAAGGGAAUAAAGACAUCGAAGGCAACAAAGACUCCACAACGCCCAAAGAGAGGCAGGGCAGCUUUCUCGGCAAGCUGAAGGCUCUGACAAGCCCCUCUUCGCAGCAAAGCCGUGCUCCACCAGCUGCCACAACAUCCUCCGCCCUGUCCGAGCAGGAUGAACCUUCACACCCGCUCGAGCCGAGCGAGGAUGUCGCAGCAUUCGCGGACGAAGACUCCGACGAAUUGGCCGACGAACUACCCCCACCAUCGAGAAAGCAGAGAAACCAAAGACCGCGACCCAAUACCGCCGAGUCAGCGCCGUCUACUCCGCGCAUGGCACGGCUGGAGCAGCGCUUCGCAUCCUUCAUGCGUGAUCAAUCCGGCACCAAUGACAAUAAGGCGAGUCCUUCCCGACCGACUGGACGACUGAGCAGGCGAAGCACUGCAUCCGACUCCAACGACAACGCCCAAGCCGGCGUUUCCGAGGACGAAGGUCGCGAUCGCAUAAGGAAUGCAUGGCGGAGGGGCAUCGAAGGCGCACGCGGGCUCAGUUAUUAUUCGCGCGGCAGGGCGGAUAAUGAGAGCCCAGACGCGAGGCGCCCAGGUCACCUGCGCCGAAUCACCGGCCUAGGCGGAGCCGUGGAUGGCGCUGCUAGUGGAUCGGCAUUCGGAACGCGCGACAAGCCAGAGCGGUCAACCACUACGAGCGCACAGAAAUGGCGCCAGGUGAAGGCGGGACUGAAGCUGCUGGGUCAGCGGAGACGAGACGAACGCACGCGUGUCGAUCAUCAGAAGAGCGCUCAAUUGAUGGCCGAGCUGUUGGCCGGCUCGCCCGCUGCGUUGUUCCUGGCAAGCAUGUUCCAACGCGACGAAAACAACCACAAAAAGAUCCCAGUCCUCUUGGAACAAAUCAAGAUCCGCAUAUCUGAUUCCCAGAUACGAAAGGAGAGCAACGGUGAUCGGCAUCUCGUGUUCCAUAUCGACUUGGAGUACGGCAAUGGACCGGCGCGCAUGAAAUGGAGCAUCUCGCGGUCAUUGAAAGACUUUGUCAACCUGCAUGCUCGCUAUCAGGCAUCUGCGACCGCCGAUAAAGUGCGACAUUUACGCAGCGAGCACAGGACCAAGGCUAGGCAGCCGCGCUUUCCUAGGAGCGCCUUUCCGUAUGCAAGAGGGAUCAGAGGGUUGUUUGAAAACUUGCAAGAAGAAGAGGAGGAUGACGAGGCGCUCACAAACACAGCUGCGGCCGCGCUCGACAUGCCGCUCGCCAGUCCGAUGACGCCAGGCCAGGGCUCGACACCAUUAGUCCCCGGUGGCGCAUUCCAACCGACAACGCCUGGUUUCCAUGAUUCCACCGACGAAGCUUCGCCGAGACAUCGACGUAGGAGGUCUGGUGUCCUCUCGCCGAGGCCCAUUCGAAGAUCGAGCACUGCAGAUUUCGGACCACUUCCCACCGACCCUGAGCAACUGACUGACCGCCAGAGAGAGUUGUAUUCACGACGGCAGCGGCGGAAACUCGAGACCUACUUGCAGCAAAUGAUCCGAUGGCUGAUCUUUCGACCGGAUAGCACUCGAUUGUGCCAGUUCUUGGAAAUCAGCGCCCUGGCCAUCCGGCUCAGCGUCGAGGGGGGCUAUCAAGGCAAGCAAGGCCUGUUACAGAUUGCGAGUCGCCGGAACAAAGAACUUAGGAGGGUCGAGCCGUUUGCGACUUUCGAGAGACAUCAUCCGAGGUGGUUCUUGGUACGGCACAGCUAUGUUGUCUGCGUGGACGGUCCCGAGAGCUUGAAUCCAUACGAUGUGUUCCUGGUGGACUCAGACUUUACCACCGAAAAGAGGCAGAAGCGUAUAGCCGAUCGGUCGACGACGAACGGCGACAGUUCCAAGGCCGUCGAUAUGCCCAAAAGCCAUGGCAAACAUUUGCUAAUCCGACUCUACAAUGCCGAAAGGAAGCUGAAGCUAUUCGCAAGGAACGAGCGGCUGUUCUUGCAGUUUCAAGAGAGCAUCAAGCACAUGGCUGAGGAGACUAUCUGGAGUAAAAAGCAGCGCUUUGGCUCCUUCGCCCCGGUGAGGAACAACGUGUGGUGCAGAUGGCUUGUGGACGGACGAGACCACACCUGGCAGAUCUCACGCGCGAUCGAGAAUGCAAAGGACUUUGUGUAUAUCCACGGCUGGUGGGUGAGCCCCGAGUUGUACAUGCGUCGGCCAGCCGCGAUCAGCCAGAAGUGGAGACUUGAUCGCCUGUUGCAGCGAAAGGCAGCCGAGGGCGUCAAGAUCUUUGUCAUCGUGUAUCGCAACAUCGAGUCGGCCAUGCCCAUCGACAGUGAGUACACGAAAUGGGCCUUGCUUGACCUCCACCCCAACAUAUGCAUCCAGCGCUCGCCGAACCAAUUUCGACAGAACCAAUUCUUCUGGGCGCAUCACGAAAAGAUGGUCAUUGUGGACAACAUGAUGGCCUUCAUCGGGGGUAUCGACUUGUGUUUUGGACGCUGGGAUGAACCGAACCAUACGCUCACCGACGACAAGCUGACCGGAUUCGAGCUGGAUCACGUUGGACCCAGGGAUAGCGAGCAUUGCCAGGUGUGGCCCGGAAAAGACUACUCGAAUCCUCGAGUGCAAGACUUCAUCGCCCUCGAUCGUCCGUACGAAGAGAUGUACGAUCGGACGAAGGUGCCUCGGAUGCCGUGGCACGAUAUCUCCAUGCAAGUUGUUGGCCAACCUGCUAGAGACGCAGCGCGCCAUUUCGUGCAGCGCUGGAACUACAUUCUCCGCUCCAGAAUACCGAGCAGGCCUACGCCUGUGUUAUUGCCACCACCUGAAUUCGACCACGAGGAGCUCGCGAACCUGGGCAUGACAGGCACGUGCCAGGUGCAGGUCCUGCGCUCCUGCGGAUCCUGGAGCAUAGGCACACCUAACAAGACCGAGCACAGCAUCAUGAAUGCGUACGUCCACCUCAUUGAGAACAGCGAUCACUUUGUGUACAUCGAGAACCAGUUCUUCAUCACGUCUUGCACCGUGGAAGGCACGCCAAUCCUCAACAAGAUCGGCGAUGCCCUGGUCAACCGCAUCAUCCGUGCGUACGACAACGACGAGCAAUGGCAGGCUUGCAUCCUCAUCCCCUUGAUGCCGGGCUUCCAGAACAGCGUGGAUUCGCAGGACGGCACAUCGAUCAGGCUGAUCAUGCAGUGUCAGUUCCGAUCCAUCUGUCGUGGCGAGGCAUCGAUCUUCGGACGUUUGCGAGCUAGAGGUAUCGAUCCAGAAGACUACAUUCGAUUCUACGCGCUCCGCCAAUGGGGCAAGAUCGGGCCUCGGAAAUGCCUCACUACUGAGAUGCUAUACAUCCAUGCGAAAUGCAUGAUCGUUGACGAUCGUACCGUCAUCAUUGGCUCUGCGAACAUCAACGAGAGAUCCAUGCUUGGCAACAGAGACUCGGAGGUGGCCACCAUUGUUACAGACACCCGCAUGAUCCCAUCCUACAUGGCAGGCGAGCCAUAUGAGGUCGGUGAGUAUGCCCAUACGCUGAGGAAGCGUCUGAUGAGAGAGCAUCUCGGCAUCGAUGUCGAUGCUUGCUAUCGCGCCGAACAGUCUGCCCGAGACCAAGAGGAGCAGGAGGCGGAGGUGGACAGACUACACCGACAGGAGGGCCUUGAACAAGAGGAUUACUUCUCGCCUCUCAAGACGGCGACGCUCCAGCACCCUGCCGUGUCGCGGCUGACUGACAAUCUAAAUCCAACGAGCAGCGUCAACAGUGGAGUAUCCAGCGUGACGAGAAAUAGAUCAACCUCGAGUGUUGAUCAAACUGGACCACUCGACAAGAAGGAUCGUAAAGGCACUUUGGUGGAGUUUCAGCACGACCUUGACGUUGACGGGUAUGGGCAGGACAACAUGAAGGCCAUCUACGAAACCACUGAUCCCCAACUGCUCGACUCUUAUGUGAAUGCACGGGGGCAAGAAGUGAUGCUGAAGAAGGAGUCGCCGGAACUGCAUCGUGGAGAGAGCGCCACGGGUUCUGAAACGAUCACAACUCACGGUAACGACGGCGCAGAAGAUGAUCCUGCCGUGCAGCCACCGUAUCCAACCGAACGCCUGGACACAGACAAACUGGGCCUGUCGCCUCGCUCGCAGCUGCCGCAAUUACCGCCCUUGGACGACACGGACAUAGGCGGCCCGGGGCUUUCGCGUGGAAACUCCAUGCCAGAUCACGUCCUAUCACCCCUUGCACACACGCUGAAGCGCCCCAAAGUCACCGAAGACUGCAUGACCGACCCGGUCGUCGACAGCUUCUACCGCGACAUCUGGCACCAAGUGGCGGAGAACAACACGCGCCUCUACCGCCAGGUCUUCCGCUGCAUGCCCGACUCGGACGUGAUCGACUGGAAAAUGUACGAAAAGUACAACGAGUACAACGAGCGCUUCAUGCAGGCGCAAGGGCUUGGCACGAGCAAGCCGCGGCCUUCGAAGGACGCGCCCGAUAAGUCCGGUCCGCCCGGCUCGAAUGGCGCCGAGAUCGUCCCCGUUACAAGCAUGGCGGAAGCGGCUGCCGUGGGACGUGUGCGAUCGAAGAGCGUCUUGACCGGAUUCGUGGACAAGCUUCGGCCGGGCAGCAAGGCGAGCGCGGACGACGCUCGACAGCAAGCCGCGAAUGAAAAGGACGAGGCGGCCAAAGCGCUUCGCAACGCUGCCGCUCCUACGCCUGACUCCCCCAACUCGGAAAUCUCCAGCGGGCCGACCGCCGUGCCGUCUCCGAUGAACGAGCAGCCGCCGCUAGACGAGGAGAAGGAAGCGCAAAAGCAGACGGACGACCACCAGGCGCAACAGGUGCAGUCGAAAGACCACUCACCGCAGCAGCAAGCGCGCAGUAAGGUCAAUCGUGCACCGGAAACCACGGCGACGCAGUCGAUGCCCACUAGCACGACGCCUGUCCCUGGCGUGCAGAAGUCGAACAGCCAGAAGCAACGGAAACGUCGGGGCACGACUGCGAAGAGUAGUGCGCGCUCCGUGCCGGAGGAGGUGCUCGACAAGGACGAAGCGGAGGGGCUGUUGAAGCUGGUGCAGGGGCAUUUGGUUACCUGGCCUUACAACUGGCUUGAGAAGGAGGAGCGCAACGGGAACUGGCUGUAUAACAUUGAUCAGCUGGCGCCGUUGGAAAUCUACGACUAA
Molecule: messenger RNA, 5247 nt
Organism: Neohortaea acidophila
Lineage: Eukaryota; Fungi; Ascomycota; Dothideomycetes; Mycosphaerellales; Teratosphaeriaceae
Exons: 3
Coding region: 1-5247 (1748 amino acids)
Biological process (GO): cell motility
Molecular function (GO): catalytic activity; phosphatidylinositol binding
Source: RefSeq, a predicted model, not a curated record